CCGUUCAGGGAGCAUUUUGUUCAGGACUAGGAAAACGUGCCGUUAUGUGCACGGGCUGUAGCAGUUUGUAGUACCCGUUAAACCGGAUUUUAAACACAGAGCGGUUUUUUGUAGUUGUUUAGUUGUUUUAAAACCCCACCGUGUUGGUACUGUAUCCGCGUUGUUUUGUUUUAUCCUCAAUAACAUCGCGUAAACUUUUGUUUUUAACGGAGCGAAGGAAGGAGAAGAAGAGAAGAAGAGGACUCGCCUGUUGGAUCUCAGACUCGGUCUGGAUUGCAUUUUCAAGAUCACCACCAUCAGCUGCUGCUGCAGGCCAUUUAUUGAUGGGUACAUACUGUGAGGCGACGCACCAAGAAAACUGGAAGUCGUUCAGAAGAGACAGGAACUGUGAAAGAAUGAAGACGAGCUAGAUAUCUCUGUCUCCUGCAGUGCUUUUGUUGUUGUCGGGACAUUUACACCUACAACAACCGUUUGAACUAGCAAAUGUGUACCUGGACUAAACGCAUAAUCAGAGAAACCUGAAAAGUAACUUUGUUGGUUGAACUUCUUCUUCAGAACACCUCACAAAGCGAUCAAUAUGAGCGCAGAGGGGUAUCAGUACAGAUCGCUGUACGACUACAAGAAGGAGAGGGAGGAGGACAUUGAUCUGCAUGUGGGGGAUAUAUUGUUGGUAAGCAAAGGAGCUCUGGUGGCGCUCGGGUACACCGAUGGGCUGGAACAGAGGCCGGAUGAGAUUGGCUGGCUGCCAGGAUUCAACGAAACCACUCAGGAAAAAGGGGACUUCCCCGGGACAUAUGUCGAGUUCAUCGGGAAGAAAUGGAUCUCUCCCCCCACGCCCAAGCCGAGGCCGCUCAGACCCUUACCUGUAGCUCCGGGCGCCUUCAAGGCGGAGACAGACUCCGACUCAGAGCAAGGCUUCUGUCUGCUGGACUUGACGGAGCAGUUUUCCCUCCCGGAGACUUCUCCACCCAUGCUGGCUCGACUGCUGGAGGCGAUUGAGAGGAAAGGGCUGGAUAACCCCACGUUAUAUCGGACGUUUACUGCUGGAGGUGGACUUGAAGUCAGGCAGUAUUUUGAUUGUGAUCCUCCCCCAGCAGACCUGGAUCAGCUGGAGCUCCCCGUCCUGUGCGACGGUCUGCGCAGGUACCUGCAGGAUCUCCCCCAGCCCAUCGUCCCCACUGCAGUAUACGCUCAGAUGGUCCACACCGCCAAAGAGGUGGUGAAUCCUGAGGAAUGCGCCCAGCUGCUACGUCGCGUCGCCAGCACCCCGAGCCUCCCCCCACAGUACUGGCUGACUCUCCACUGUCUGCUGAAGCAUUUCGCCCGAGUGUGCCAAAACUGCUCCAAGAACCUGCUCAGCGCCAGAGCCCUGGGCGAGAUCUUCAGCCCAGUGUUCUUCAGACAACAGGCCACCAGUUGUGAACCCAGCUUGGAUGCUCACAUCAAGAUCAUUGAGGUUCUGGUGGCCAGUGAAUGGAGUGAAACUCAAGCAGCUCCAGCUCUACCUCCAAAGCCACCCAAGCCCACAACUGUGACUAACAACGGUAUGAACAACAACAUGGCUCUACAAGACGCCGAAUGGUACUGGGGAGACAUCUCAAGGGAGGAGGUCAACGAGAAGCUGAGGGACACCGCGGACGGUACGUUUUUGGUGCGAGACGCCUCCACGAAAAUGCACGGAGACUACACUCUGACUCUGAGGAAAGGAGGAAACAACAAGCUCAUUAAGAUAUUCCACCGAGAUGGGAAGUACGGCUUCUCGGACCCGCUGACCUUCAGCUCCGUCGUCGAGCUCAUCAACCACUAUCGCAACGAGUCACUGGCGCAGUACAACCCCAAGCUAGACGUCAAACUGCUGUACCCGGUCUCCAAACACCAGCAGGAUCAGGUGGUGAAAGAAGACAACAUCGAAGCUGUGGGGAGGAAGCUCUGCGAGUACCACCAGCAGUACCAGGAGAAGAACAAAGAGUACGACCGCCUGUACGAAGAAUACACCAGAACGUCGCAAGAAAUCCAAAUGAAAAGGACGGCAAUCGAAGCUUUUAACGAAACUAUAAAGAUAUUCGAGGAGCAGUGUCAAACACAAGAGCGGUACAGCAAGGAGUACAUCGAGAAGUUCAGGAGAGAAGGCAACGACAAGGAGAUCCAGAGGAUCAUGGGCAACUACGAGAAGUUGAAAUCCCGGAUUAGCGAAAUUGUCGACAGCAAACGCCGACUGGAGGAAGACCUGAAGAAGCAGGCGGCGGACUACAGAGAGAUCGACAAGAGGAUGAACAGCAUCAAGCCAGACCUCAUCCAGCUGCGUAAGACCAGAGACCAGUAUCUCAUGUGGUUGACCCAGAAGGGAGUCAGACAGAAGAAGCUCAACGAGUGGCUCGGCAUCAAGAACGAGAACACAGAAGAUCAAUACUCGAUGGUGGACGACGACGAAGAUCUUCCUCACCACGACGAGCGGUCCUGGAAGCUGGGCAACAUCAACCGACUACAGGCGGAGGCUCUCCUCCAGGGCAAGAGAGACGGAACAUUCCUGGUUCGAGACAGCAGCAAAGCGGGAUGCUACGCCUGCAGCGUUGUCGUGGACGGCGAGGUGAAGCACUGCGUCAUCAACAAGACCCCCUCAGGUUAUGGCUUCGCCGAGCCGUACAACCUGUACAGCUCACUAAAAGAACUCGUACUUCACUACCAGCACACGUCUUUGGUCCAGCACAAUGACUCUCUGAAUGUGACGCUAGCGUAUCCAGUCUAUGCCCAGCAGAGACGGUGAGGACCCGGAUUUUACUCCCCCCUACCAAACACCACAUGGACACAAGAAAAAGGCCUCACGGGAGCUGGAGAUAACGAGAUAACGUCGCCAGACUCCAAAUAAAAAAUUAAAGAGAGAGAAAAGGAGGCUUUGUUUGCCGAACUCAGAGGACAAAUAAUAAAAAGAGAGACACAAUGAAGCCUGAAACAUUUCAGUGACUUUGCCCGACCACGAGCCCAGAGGCGAGUCUGAAUGUAGAUUUCUUCUUUUUGUUGUUGCUUUUUUUUCGUGGGAGCACAGAAUCAAGCGGGAAAACUGCUGAACUCUCCCCGGAGCAGAGGACAUUUUGAGGCCUUUUCCUAAUGGUGCUUGUUCUUUUUUUUUUUCAAAGCUUUACCAGCCGGGAAUGUCUGAGCGCAGAUAGAAAAACAAACAGAACUGAACCCACCGGCCACAACUUUAGUUUUUCUUUUUCCACUUUUGUUUCCUUUCAUGUCAUCUAAGCGUGUGUGUGUGUUUCUGCACAAGUGUUUCAGUGUAUGUGAGUGUGUGUGUGUUUGAUUGUCCAUGUGACCAAAACUCAUAGAAUCAGGAAACUGUGUGACGUUUGUCGUCGUUGUCGGAGGAGGAGGGGAAGCUGUGUAACACAUUUGCUUGUGUUAACUGUCGAGUAGCAGACCGCGGGGUCAGCUGAUUAAAUGUAGCAAAAUGGCACUUUUGAAAAAAAAAAAACAAAGUUUAAUUUUUUUUGUUUUAUUUUUAAAAAAGACUCCUAUGGAUUUUUUAUUUUUAUUUUUUUUAAAGAAGAGCGGCCUUCAACGCUGCCUUCUUUUUACUGUCGAGCAUUAUAGCGCAGAAGUAAACUUGAUCUUUUAACUGUGUGGGCGGGCGAAACUAUGAAUGGACUGAACUAUUUCAUGUACAUAUGUGAAAAUGUGCAAAAGUCAUGAAUCGAGAAAAGAAAAAAAAAAAGUGCACCAUACCAAAAAGGAUCAGUUCCUGUUUUCAGUUCAUAUUCUUGAUCUGCUAUGCAAUUCUUUCUCCAUUACUUCUUCAGAAUUGUGUUUUUAUUCUGUUGCGAACCCACGAUAUAAGCUUGUUUUUAUUGCUUGAAAAGUAUCUUUUCCUGUGUAAAUAUCCAAGAGGAUAUUUUGUGUCAAAAUGCCGAUACAGUAACAGAAAAACUGCUUUUUUUUUUUUUUUUUUUUAAGAAAAUAUAAUAAUAGCAACAUACACUUUAUUAUAAAUUACUUUAACAACUGGUAUAAAGAUGGAAAAGAUGAGUAUAUUAUUUUUGUUUCCUCUCUCUCUCGCUUCAAACUAAUGUUCUUCUCAGGCAGAGCCUUUUUGAGUGUUUGAGCUGCUUCAGUCACAAAGUACUAUUUCUUACAGAGUUAGAAAAAAACGUGGAUGAUGGCAUCGUACAACCCUUAUAUAUAAAUAUAAAUAUAUAUAUAUAUCGACCAUCACCGUAGAAAUAAUAAAAAAACAAAAAACAGGACAGUAUAGAUUUAUUUUGUUAUAAAAUAUAUGUUCCCACAUGAGAAUAUAUCAACGCAGACUGGUGUUUUUUCAGCCGAUGGAUAUUGUUAUUAAAGAUCGAUACACAUUGUCCACUUUAGUAUUUUUCUGUAUCAGAAAAUCACUGUGUUUACAUAGGUGGAUCAGCUCAUUUCAGAUCUGUCUGUAAUUUCAUAAUUUUCAAAAAAAAAACAACAAAAAAAAACGGACAAACACGUGCCAGUUGACAGAAAUAUUCAGCCACAGCUCGACUUACUGUUUUAUUUUUAUUUUGUUUGUUUCCCCCUCGUCCAUCUUUUAAUCUUUUAGCUUCAAAAAACGAUUGGUACACGCUUAAAACUCGGAGUGGCGUCCGUUAGCCGCGACUAAACGACGUGAAGAAAUCACUAAAAUAUCACGACCUGCUGUUAAAUUAUUUCCAUGCGGUACUCUUAUUCCCACCAAAAAAUAUAUAUAUACACUCAUGAUCAGCGCGCGGCUGUGAAGUUGAAAAGUUUUAACGUCUUUGUAACAGAUUAGUUGUAAAAAAUAAAUAAAUAAAUAACCCAAUGACGUUUUGAUCAUCGCUUCCACUUUCACGUCAGAUUCCUCCAUCAUGCUUAUAAACAGACUUACAGCAGCAGUUACACACUCUGUUGUGUGAAAUACGACCACGGAAGGUAAAAUUUUAAUUUAAUUAUUAGUCCCUCACGGAUGAUCUGUCGUACGAGUUCCCGUACACGCAACUGAAAAUGUAAAAUAAAGUGUUUUUAGAUGUAUUUGACCAGAUUACUCAUCCAAGAUUUAAAUUUUUUUUUAGCAUACUGAUAGUAAAUGUCAUUUAUUCUAGAUUUUAUUGGUUCUUUCCAAGCCGUUAACAGAUGUUAUGGAUUCUAGAUCUGACAUUUAUUUUUACUAGAGGAAGUCUAGAUUUUAUUUACCUCCCCCACAGCUGCUGGCAUGAACUUUUUGUUUCUUAUUGUCAAAUUUUUAUUUUAUUUUAUAGUUCUUGGACGACAUGCACCAUUAUUUUCUUGGCCCAGAUUCUGGGUUGUACGAUUAUUUUUAGGUGUCUUUUUAUUUUUUUUAUUUUGAAGCUCAUCUUUUUUGUGGGUGUCCCCUCAGACAUGAUGAUUGGAUUGAGAUUUACCAGUGUUCCCCAGUUUUGCUUCAAAAU
Molecule: messenger RNA, 5420 nt
Organism: Larimichthys crocea (large yellow croaker)
Lineage: Eukaryota; Metazoa; Chordata; Actinopteri; Sciaenidae
Gene: pik3r1
Product: phosphoinositide-3-kinase, regulatory subunit 1 (alpha)
Exons: 15
Coding region: 578-2764 (728 amino acids)
Biological process (GO): insulin receptor signaling pathway; phosphatidylinositol phosphate biosynthetic process
Cellular component (GO): phosphatidylinositol 3-kinase complex
Molecular function (GO): 1-phosphatidylinositol-3-kinase regulator activity; protein binding
Source: RefSeq, a predicted model, not a curated record